Messenger RNA from Malus domestica (apple), 1068 nucleotides. NCBI's taxonomy places the organism in Eukaryota, Viridiplantae, Streptophyta, Magnoliopsida, Rosales, Rosaceae. The record is from RefSeq and is a predicted model, not a curated record.
AUGGCUACCAUCGAUACCUUCACAUUCUUCUUAUUCCUCUUCUUCCGUCCUCAAUCACCACCGCCUCGUGUGGUGAAUCGAAAUGCACCCAUGAAGGAAGAGAUUUUUCAGUGGUUUGGUCUCUCAUGCAACGACCAACGUCAAACUAUUCCCACUCUCCCAUUUUCUGAGGACUUCAUAGUCCAAAACAUCAACUACUUGGAUCAAGUUGUAACGAUCAACGACCCCGAUAACUGCCUCCCUAGAUGGUUUUUCCACCGUGACCUCAGUCUUGUAAUCGAUACACCCUUGGUAUACACAUAUGGCCGUCUAAACUACACGUUCCUCACAUGCUCGAUCUAUAACGAAACCUGGUCUGCACCCUUGAUCUAUUGCCUCAGCAGCGAGAAGAACUAUGUCAUUGUUGUGCCAACGAGUUUUUCAUUGCCUCCUGAUCAGGAACCCUACCAUCGGUUUUGCACUGUGAUUUCCACAACUUCAGUUCCAAGACCGUUUGAUUGGCAACAUCUUGACCUUGGCGCUCAGUUGACUUGGCAUACGCCUGAUUGCCGUUUUUGUGAAUCAAGUGGUCAUGUUUGUGGCUCGAAGAACGGCAGAGGUUCAGCAGUUAGUGCUUUGAUUCUUCGAAACCCUGUAUGUUUUAUGAACAACGCUAUACAUAGGAGUCUAUCAAGGGCUGCAAUUUAUUGCAGAAUGAUAAGAGUGGGAAUUUCAGUAUUGUUAAUUGUGGGAGUUGCAAUUCAUGUUCGGGACAAAAAGAGGGCUAGCGAUGAGCCCCGCCAACCCAAUAUGGAAUUGUCCAUCAUAACCGAUCAACAACCUUCAGUACUCACAAUGGGUCUCGAUCGUCCGACCAUCGAAUUGUAUCCCAAGAUUCAACUUGGUGAGAGGUCGGAAUUUCCAAAACAGCUCACCGACAACACAUGCCCAAUAUGUUUGGGUGAGUACCGGCCAAAUGAAACCCUGAGGACUAUACCACAAUGCAACCAUUAUUUCCAUGCUAAUUGCAUAGAUGAAUGGCUUGGAAGGAAUGCAACAUGCCCACUUUGUCGACUUCCGCCCAAAUAA